GUUGUGGCUCUUUCUCCAUCUUUCUCCAUCUUCGGUAUCGAGUCCUUUGAUGAGGUGCUGAAGCCACUCUGGCUCGGUAUUCGUCUGCACCGCUGCAAUGGUCUUGUUGCCUUCUUGAAGGUCAUGGGCUUCAUUAUUCGCCUCAUGGACCCCGAGCACAUCCUACUGUGGUCAGCAGUGCGCAGCCACGGAAGGCGUCGCGCCUGAGGAUAAGUAUUGAGCGAGUCAUCUUACCCUAUUUCUUAGUCAUUAGGUCCUCGGGAUGUCCUCUUCAUUCUUCUCCCCAGCAUGCGCGUGCAAGAAUGUCAGAAUCGUCUGCAGCACCAUCGCCAUCACCAUCUUCAGCGUCGGUGUCGCGGAGCUUUACGGUCCCUUCGUGUGGACUUAUUCUCAGCAUCUACUUUGGUACUAUAGCGCAAGGUCGAGAAGGCGAAGCGUACCUCUGAUAAUGUCAGCCAGCACUACUACCACUAACACUGGUAGUUGUACUACAACUGCGGUCUCG
This is a messenger RNA of Suillus paluster, 505 nucleotides long. RefSeq lists its product as uncharacterized. The record is from RefSeq and is a predicted model, not a curated record. The transcript has a single exon. NCBI's taxonomy places the organism in Eukaryota, Fungi, Basidiomycota, Agaricomycetes, Boletales, Suillaceae. The annotation marks the transcript as partial.